Molecule: messenger RNA, 2112 nt
Organism: Meriones unguiculatus (Mongolian gerbil)
Lineage: Eukaryota; Metazoa; Chordata; Mammalia; Rodentia; Muridae
Gene: Cdk2ap1
Product: cyclin dependent kinase 2 associated protein 1
Exons: 4
Coding region: 1204-1467 (87 amino acids)
Cellular component (GO): cytoplasm; nucleus
Source: RefSeq, a predicted model, not a curated record
UGGGCCUGGCCCCAGGAGCUUCCUGGCCUCUGCCAAGCCCUCCCGGCUCUCUGCACACUGCGUUCAUUGUCUGAGGUGCUCCACACCGGCUGUGCUGACGUGGAGCCGCCUCCCUGGCCUCCCUCAGCCCAGGUCUUGGGGAAGGAGAGGGCAUGAGUGGUGAGGAGGACCCCUCCACCAUGACUCCCCAGGGGAGCAGACACCGUCCCCCAAACUGAAUAUAGCGCUAGCUUUGACACAGUCAGGUUCAACUCCUGUCCUGCAACCUCUGAGGUACAGCCUGAGGUCCUCCACAAUAUAGAGCUGUUUCUCAUUCUCCCUCUACCCCAGCCCCUAGGGCUAUCUCCAAUGUCAUCAAAAUGUAGCAAAAACCUUCUAUUGGGUUGUAUGGUCUCAAACAGGUGGAGAAACUGAGGCCUGGAAGGGCCUUGACGGGGAGGUCCCACAUCCAGGGACUGCUGGGACAGACCCCAAGUCCAGGAGAGAAGAUGUGACAGGGAGAUGAGAAAUAGUGAAAAGCACGAAGUGUGCAGGAUCUCCCCCUGGGCCUUCAAGGAUGGCCAGUCUGUUCCUACAUGGUGCUGGGAUCGUCUGAAGGCUUCAAGUGCUGGGUCCUGGCACACCACCCCUUCAGCAUUUAGCUCCUAGCUCAUGCGAGCCCAGAAAGGGCUUGACAGCCUGUAGUGGGCAGGAUUGGAACCCAUCUCCAGGCCUGCAAAGGAGCCAUUUCUGAAGGCUUGGGAAAUGGAGUUUGGCCGCGGCGGUGAAGAAGCCAAGGUUGCUGAAGUUGGGGCCAUGUCCGUAGUAUGCUUUCCUCAGGAACCACAUUUAUACUUGGUUCCUAAACCCGGGGGGACAGUCUGUACCAGUGCUGCUCCCCUCGCUUGGGCAGAGUCAGGCGCUGGGGCUGCCAGCUUGCUGCUUAGCCACUUCUGUGCAGUGUGGCUCACCCUGCCCAGGCCCUGGGAUUCACGGCUCCUCCCAGCUCCAGCAGACCCAGCUCCUGAACUUCCUUCCUCCUGCCCCUCCCCUCGCCCACACCAAGUGAGCAGCUGGUGACUUGGCCAGCCUGGCACCAGCUGUCCAUCCCUGGGGCCAAGUCGGCUGAGUCCGCUGUGUUCGUGAGAGACAGUUUGGCUCUGGGGGCGGUGGUCGGACAGCUGCCGAGGAGGACUAGGAAACGUCCACUCACCUUCUACCAGCAUGGCGACCUCCUCUCAAUACCGUCAGCUGCUGAGUGACUAUGGGCCUCCAUCACUAGGCUACACCCAGGGAACUGGAAAUAGCCAGGUGCCUCAGAGUAAAUAUGCAGAACUGCUGGCCAUCAUUGAGGAGUUGGGGAAAGAGAUCAGACCCACGUAUGCAGGGAGCAAGAGCGCCAUGGAGAGACUGAAACGAGGCAUCAUUCAUGCCCGAAGCCUGGUUCGGGAGUGCUUGGCUGAAACGGAACGUAAUGCCAGGUCCUAGCCUUGGCCAGUCUGAAGGCCCAUCUUGCUACUCCACGGAGAUGAGAGGCGUUGUUCAAAAUGGCAGUAGUUCUACGGCGAUCAUUAAGCUCUGAACCCACACUCAAAAGAUUGGGAAGACAUUUUGCAGUUUCUGACGAUGUGCAUUUUAAGUAGUUAGGAAUGACUCGGCUCUUUUCUUUCCAAGCAUCUGAAAGACGUUUGUGAAGCCACUUCAGAGCAAGCUAUUGUUUGCCCCCCAAAUACCAGUGUCCCCUUUAAUUUCCCUCUGGAUACAUUUUCCAUCUGCAUCACCCCAGUUGACUUCCUUUCCAUGAGCUCACCUGCCCCUGAGGACUUGCGUGCACACAUCAUCACCUUUGCUUGGUGGCUGGCCUGCCUGUGUACAGCGUAGACCCUGCUUCAGGGAGCUUCUCUGCUUAAGUAUCUGCAUGACUGAGUGCUUUGAAGUCAAUCUUAAGAAUGCACAGGUCAUAAACACAGAAGAGCAAUUACUCAACCUACCGCGCACCCUGCAAAUGUCCAUCCUGAGACCGUAGAUCUCAGUUCCAUGUUUACUGUGAGCCGAUCACAUCUGGAGGAAAACGACUGAAACUGUUGCAUCUUUGUAUUUAUUACUUGAUGUAAUAAAGCUUAUUUUCAUUAA